AGUAGUCGGCGAGCCGGGUUUAUUCCUAGGCGAAAAGUCAAACGGUGUAGAGGCACGUCGUGAGAUCUCCAGUGAAAGAAAUUCUUGUUGCUUUGAAAUAUAUUCCUUAUUGUAUAUAUUUUAACGGUGUGUGAAGUGUUGAGCACUUAUCAGAAUCGUCUCAAAAGCGGGAAAGAAAAAAUUAAAAAAAUGGCCGACAGUGGUAUCAAGCGCAACGUCCCCAUCAAGCUCGGUGAUUUCAGCGUCAUCGAUACAGAAUUCUCUAACAUCCGUGAACGCUUCGAUGCUGAGAUGAGGAAGAUGGAAGAGGAGAUGUCACGAUUCCGUACGGAAUUGAUGAACCGGGAGAGCAAUAACUUCUUCAAGAGCACCACCAGCCGACACCACACGAGCAGCAGCGAGCACCGCAGCACGACUUCCAAGACAGGCGGUUGGGAGAAGAUCGACAGUAGUGCUGUACCGCCGACUCGUUCAGCCUUCGACAGUUUCACCAGCACGACCACACAGCAAUCGAGCCAGAACAGCUCCCUGAGUCCUCAGCACGACGCGCGCACCUGGCUGGACGGAUUGAACAGUCCUUUGAUUCAAGAUGAGGGAAACAACAAGAUGCUGAAGCUGCGCUUCGACGUCUCCCAGUACACACCGGAAGAGAUCGUCGUGAAGACUGUGGACAACAAGCUUCUGGUCCAUGCCAAGCACGAGGAGAAGACAGAGAGCAAAUCAGUCUACAGGGAGUACAACCGUGAAUUCUUGUUGCCCAAGGGCACCAACCCCGAGAGCAUCAAGUCUUCUCUGAGCAAGGACGGCGUCCUGACCGUCGAGGCGCCCCUGCCAGCACUGGGAGCCGGCGAGAAGCUCAUCCCCAUCGCGCACAAUUAAAUUAUUAAUUCGAUCUUUAAUAAUAAUCCCUCCCUCCCUUCCUGCCUAAACCCCCAUCCCUACUGUUUCCUACGAAGAAGAAAUAUCCUACAACGUCCUCUGCUCGCCCCUUGUCACUUUUGAUGUUAAAUGUGCAAAUUCAAAAAGUUAUUCUCUUGCAUCGAACAAUUACUUUGCGGCCGAACGAUUGUGUCGUGUAAAUUUGAAAGUAACGAGCGCGUUCAUUUUGUCGAAUAUCUACAUCAGAAUUUGAGAUGGCUAUGGAAAAUGCUCCAGAUCGCUGCAGGACCGAUUUAAUCGCAGAAGCUCUCGUGAAAUUUUAUUAUUUUUUGAUCGGAUACUUUUGAAUCCUUCUGUUUCAAGGACGCGCGUCUUGGGGAAAUAAGAGAGGGAAUUUGAUGCGCGACUAGACGAAUGGGAAGCGUUAUAUAUGUAAUAAAUGACUUAUUUACGUGUUAGUUUAUAGGUGUAUCUUAAAAGACUAAACACUAUGCCUAGCGUAUUUAAGCAUUACACUAUUAAUAUUAUUUAUGAAAUAUUUUUUAAUAUUCUCGCACGGCAAUGAAGUAUAAUAAUAGCGUGAACGUCCGGAUUUUGUAAUGUGAAAGAGCCAACGCACAUUAUCAAGAGAUUGAAUAAAAGUCAAUUUACAGCGAGGAGGACUCUAUGCUGAUAUACCUGUUAGCUAAUAUAUAUUUAAUAUAUUCAUAACCUUAUGUGCUUCCUGCUGGUUCGAUCGCGCGUUGAUUUUCAAUUUUUCACAUCUUCCUUUGCUCCUCGUACUUGUCUCAAUUUAUUUUGCAAGGAAAAACUUAAUUCACUGUUACUUUUGCCCCGGGGGUGGGCAUGCGGGCGCAAUAUCUCCCUACUUCAUCUGAUUUACGAAACUCCUCUUCAUCGUUGUUAAUAAAAUAUUUUCUAUUUUGUAACGCUAAGCUAUUCUAUAUUAUUAUGACUUAUCGGUACGUAGGAAUAAUAAAGCACGAUAAUUUAUUA
Molecule: messenger RNA, 1875 nt
Organism: Cephus cinctus (wheat stem sawfly)
Lineage: Eukaryota; Metazoa; Arthropoda; Insecta; Hymenoptera; Cephidae
Product: heat shock protein beta-1
Exons: 4
Coding region: 190-879 (229 amino acids)
Biological process (GO): protein refolding; response to heat
Molecular function (GO): protein folding chaperone
Source: RefSeq, a predicted model, not a curated record